AUGGAGAGGCAGGAGAAGAGCGUCGACUCCGGCGAAUUCCCCGCGCUGCGCCGGAUCGUGUGUGAACAGGGGCUGCUGUCCCGUGCCGAUGGCUCCGCUUCCUGGAUACAGGGAGACACAUCUGUCUUAGCUGGUGUCUAUGGACCUACAGAAGUCAAGGUCAGCAAGGAGAUCUAUGACAAAGCUACCCUGGAAGUGCUGCUGAAGCCCAAAAUAGGGCUACCAGGAGUCUUCGAGCGAAGCCGGGAACAGAUGAUCAAGAAGACGUGUGAGGCAGUUGUCUUGGGAACCCUACAUCCCCGUUCCUCUAUCACAAUAGUGCUUCAGGUAGUUACAGAUGCCGGUUCUCUGCUAUCAAGCUGCUUGAAUGCUACUUGCAUGGGCCUAAUGGAUGCAGGCCUGCCCCUGAAUUCCUUGUUCUGUGGCGUGACGUGUGCUUUGGACGCAGAGGGUAUUAUCACCCUGGACCCCACGAUGAAGCAAGAAAAGGAAGCUCGAGCGGUCCUGACGUUUGCUAUAGACAGCCCUGAGAAGAAGGUAUUGAUGUCCAGCACCAAGGGCACAUGCUCUGUGGAAGAGCUCCAGCAGUGCAUUGCUGCUUCACAACGAGCCGCCAACACCAUCUUCCAGUUUUACCGGGAUUCUGCUCACAGGAAGUACUCCAAGUGGUGA
Molecule: messenger RNA, 672 nt
Organism: Euleptes europaea (tarantolino)
Lineage: Eukaryota; Metazoa; Chordata; Lepidosauria; Squamata; Sphaerodactylidae
Gene: EXOSC5
Product: exosome component 5
Exons: 6
Coding region: 1-672 (223 amino acids)
Biological process (GO): rRNA catabolic process; nuclear mRNA surveillance; U4 snRNA 3'-end processing
Cellular component (GO): nucleolus; cytoplasmic exosome (RNase complex); nuclear exosome (RNase complex)
Source: RefSeq, a predicted model, not a curated record